Oreochromis niloticus (Nile tilapia) is the source of this 4526-nucleotide messenger RNA. It is a transcript of the gene slc46a2, whose product is annotated as solute carrier family 46 member 2. The coding region runs from base 161 to 1483 and encodes 440 amino acids. The transcript has 7 exons. Gene Ontology annotation, molecular function: transmembrane transporter activity. NCBI's taxonomy places the organism in Eukaryota, Metazoa, Chordata, Actinopteri, Cichliformes, Cichlidae. The record is from RefSeq and is a predicted model, not a curated record. Gene Ontology annotation, cellular component: membrane. Gene Ontology annotation, biological process: transmembrane transport.
GCAGGGGAAGAGGAAGUGGGCGUGUUUCCUCGGUCAGGCUGCUUAUUUUGAAGCACACGCGCACCCUUCACUUAUUACUGACGGAAGAAGUCCUAGAGGACGGUCAUCUUUAGUUUUUUUUUUGUUUUGUUUUUUUGACAAAGUUACAACAAUCCAGAUUAUGGUGGUACCGAACUGUCAAGCAGCCUUCGCGAUGCUUCGGCAGAUCGAGCCGAUCAUCGUGCUCGAGCAGCUGGGCAGCACUCUCUUUGAUACCGCGCUGCAGAUGGUGGUCAGGGACCGCUGUGUCAACGCUACCGACCCGGGCCACUCCAGCGAGGACGCCCAGCAGAAAGCCAUGACCGACUUCUACAUGAUCAACAACCUCAUCAUCCAGCUGACUCCCAUCUUACCUGCGCUGUUCCUGGCCAGACUGAGCGACAGCGGCCGGAGGAAAGCCCCCAUCGUGUCGCCCCUCACCGGCUACCUGUUGUCCAGGCUCAUCCUGCUCCUGGUGGUCGUUCUAAAAUUGCCGCUGCAGGUGAUGUUCGCGGCGGGGACUCUCCUCGGGCUCUCCGGCGGAUUCACCGCAUAUUGGCCCGGUGUAAUGACUCUAGCUUCGCUCGGCUCCACGGCGGCCGACCGCUCCAAGGUGUUGAUGAGGGUGGAGUUCAUGUAUGGGUUAGCAGGCGUGGUGGGCAGCCUCGUUUCUGGCCAUUUGUUCCACCUGUACAGCUCCAGUUUGGGACAUGGGACCAUCCUGCUUAUCAUCAGCACACUGCUGCAUCUGCUCUGCCUCUUACACUCCAUAUUCCUGCUGCAGGUGAAAGGCGUAAGCAAUGGAGAGCCGAAGGAGGACCGCCACCUCCUGUUACACGUCUCCACUAACGCUCCAGUUGUUGAGGCUCCUGUUGAGAUAAACAGGGUGAACGUGGCUCUGCUGUUCGUGGCUGCCAUUCUGUAUGACUUUGCAGUGGGCGGAGCCAUUGAAGUACUGGGCGCCUUUGUGCUGAAAGCACCACUCAGCUGGAACGCCACUCUAGUGGGGUAUGGGAAUGCAGCAGGCUGUGUGAUCUUCCUCAGCAGUUACUUAGGUGUCAUCGGGUUUCGACGCUGCUGCAGCGACACCUCGCUGAUUCUGAUCGGCAUGGUGUCCUUCGCUGUCGGGAUUUACUUCAUGUCCUUUGUAACGACGACUCUCACUUUCUACCUCGCUCGUGCACUCACCCUGUUUGCUCUCAUCCCGAUGACCACAAUCAGAUCUCUGCUCUCACAGCAGGUCCCAGCUUCUUCAUGUGGCAUGACCCUCACCCUCCUGCAGCUCGCUCUGAAGUUUGCCAGCCUGGCGUACAUCCCCGCUUUCACCAAGAUCUAUCAGGGAACCCUGGACUGGUUCCCAGGCUUUGUGUUCACACUAGCCAGUAUUUUCACAGUACUGGGAAUGAUACCCAUCAGUAUAAUCGGCUGCAGAUCACCUCAGAGGCAGCAGUAUGAGAAGAUUUAGAGCAGCUGAACCAGCAACAUCAUCACCAGCAGCAGCAGCAGUGAGUGAGCACUGGUGCAAGGCAGAAGGGAACUGAGACUUGAAGCUACUUCCUGUGCUGUUAAAGCAGAAAAAGCAUUUCCUACCCUACAGGCUUCCUCAGUUAUAAAAGAGGGCAAACAGUAGGUUUUACAUCUAUUUCAGCAUUUUACAGCCCAAAUUUAAAAGGCCUGUGUGGAUGGGCGACACACACUGACUGGAUGCUGUCUUACCAGUUUGACAGCGAGUUACAAACUGUUGAAGUUGAGACAGACACAAGCAGACGUCAUCAAUCAGUCCUCUUUGUGACGACUGCCUCACAAAGACAGAAGCUGCCAUGGUGAUUUCCACAUAGUUUAGGAUUUGUCACGGACUGCGUUGGCUGCUUCUGUCAGCAAACUCCUGUUACUCACACUCCGUUUUCAGCCAUGGGUCAUGUUUUAAGCAACUUCGUUAGGAGUUUUGUAUCCUGGAGUUUUCUCAGGCUUACAGGAACAGAAAGUUUGACGGAAGUUGGUCUCUGUUAUAAAUUCAUCUGUUUUUAUUUAACUGCCUACUGUUUUUGUAGAUUCAUAAACUAGAAGCUAGAAGUAGAAGUGUGGUUAUAAAAUCAGGGUUUUUUUUGGCUGUUACUGUUUCUGUUUCCAUAUUUAAAGACUUUGCAGUUGUUACUGUACUUGCACAGUAAUGUGCACAAACUUAAUGGGAGUGCUGCUCUGAUGCCUGCUUAGCUGCAUUUUCGGGUUUAGCUCAAUGCUACACGAAGUGAAUCCAGUUUGCGUCACAGACGGUGUAAACGGUGGACAUGGCCACUGUGAUGUCUCAAGGUGAAGCCUCGAGGCUCGAGAAACUGCACAGUCAUUGGCUAACAGCUUCUGACUGAGUCUAAUAAAGAGGAUCGACAUUUUCUCACAUCACCUGUACAAACCCUAACCCUGCGAUGCCACGUGUAUUAUUUCUCAAACAGGAGCCCCCUGCUGGCUAUUAAACGACAAUACAGGUUUCAUCAGACGCAGAAGCCACGCCCAUCUUUUUGUACUGUUUGUCUCCUGUUCAUAUCACUUUAACUCCUCUAGAGGUCACUGUUUCUGAGGUGUGACUUAAACCUGCUGCAAGGCUAUGCUGCGUUUUACGGAAGCUCGUCUUUGCCAAAAACAAUUUCUGGCAUCCAGAAAUGGAAAAUUAGGGUUAUUAUCUCCAAAAUUUUGGUUUACAAAAUAAAAAAUAGAGUUAUUAAGUCAAAAUUUUGAGAUAACUUGAAAUAUCAAAUGAGCUCUGCCAAUCAGGCAGUUUUUUUCAGUGGCAGAAACAAGCCCCAAUGAAACAUACCAAACUUUUUCUGUUUUUUUAAACAGUGUUGUAUUAAACUUCCUGUUAUAAUAGCUAAGCAUUACACCAGUGGCAAUAGAUCAAUUGCUUUUUAAAUCGGCAGGGCUUGCAUACACAUCACUACAGAUUGGGCCCCAACAAGCCCAACAAAGUUGAAAGAAAAGCAUACUUCAUAAGUCUGAUGCACACUGUUACACAUUAUAAGACUGAAACACGAUGUUCAAUCUGUAAACCAUAGCACAACAUUGCCCAGUUUUCUUUAGAUUGAACAGAUAUUUGCUGCUCAGAGGAUAUUAGUCAUUUUUCAAAUAUCAAAUAUUUUACCACCCAUCUGCGCCCAGUGACAAACAAAUGUAAAUUAUUAACAAAACAGUCACUUCUUCAUUUCUUUGCUGCCAGAAACACAAAGACCCAGAAACAAGUUUCACAGGAAGCUAAUGCUGCGUAUUUGACAGAUUAAUCCCACUGAUACAGUUUGAAAGGAAACAAAAGGGAAAAUAUGUUGUGCCUGAUACAUUCAGAGCAACGUUAGCAAACGAUCACAAGUGCGUGGACAAGUGUUCUGCGGACGGGAAAAAAAAACUGCUGGAUUCUCCCCCACUCAUGAGUCCGUGUAUCAUCACCAUCAGUCAGCUGCUCACAAAUGUGAGCAAAUUUGGAAAAAGCUUUAGAUUUGGUGUCAUUUGACGUUCUCACACACUGACUACUGGCAGUCUAAGGGAUCUUUUUUUGACAUAACCUUUUGUUUGCUUUUAUAUAUUUUAUACAUAUUGACCCACUAAUGCAUUUGAUUGUGCUUUACGUUCAUGUGUCUGAAUCUGAAGGUACUGGUACAGUUCUGUGCAUGAAUUUAUGUAGAAAUUUAAAGCCAAAUUUUAGCUAUUAAUAGACAUGUUUGUAUAGCUGAAGUGGUGCUUAUAGUACUGAUUGAAGGAAACCAAAUGAAGCUUUUUUUUAAUAGUUAUUUUGCAUUUGCACGUUAUUGCACUUUUAUUUGUUGACGGUGCAUAAAAGGGGGCUUCUGCUGAAUUUCUUAGUUUAAAUGAAAUGAUUAAACAUAAAGAGCAACUUAUGUUGGUGUUCGAGCUGCAAUGACACUAAAUAAAUUCUUUUUGUUAAAUAAAACAUUAUUAAGGCUUGUUGUGAUGUUUUUAAAUUGUCUGUAUGAAAGAAUAUUUAAAUAUUCAGAAACACAUAUCCUUGCUAAAUCUCUUCAUCCAGAGCAUAACUGCAGUAUAUUUAGUAUGUAUACAUAUAUAUAUAAAAAUAUAUAAAAAGUUACAGAAGCAGAAAAAUACCAAAUGCAUUCAUUCCUUUUAUUAUUGGUCCAAUAUAUCAGAAAAACCCCCAAUUUGUGUUAAAGAUAAAUUGCAUCAAAAACAACAUCAAUGUACAAGCUUAUUUAUAAUUACAACAAAAUUGUUAUUAACAUCCAAAUGUACAAUAAGGGCUCUGAACGUAAACGGCACACAAUGAGGAGGAACAGAGGUUAAAAAAAGAACAACAAAACCAUAACAGACAAAAAAGUCAUCUGAGUUUUAGACUGACUUGGUCGCUUUUAUUCAUCAUGUGCUGAAAAUCAGAUCUUCUCUUCAUGUGCGAAUCCACGCUGCCGGGAUGAUGAGAGGAAGAGAGAGGCAUUGGGGGCGGAGGAUGUUUGGCCUGGAAAUAUUUGAAAGAAAACUCUCCCCUCCAA